AUGACAAUCACUGACCAGCACGCUCCCCGGCUCCAGAAACUACGCGGUGCCAUCGACCGAACUCUUGCGGAAGAACAAGCUCGACAUCAAGCUGCCCAAGUCGAGAGAGCUGCUAAUGCUGGCCGUCGUCCUGGAGCCCCUGUUUCACGAAGCGCCAGCGGUAGGAGCGAUGUAGCAGCCCAGCGGACCCGCGCCAAGCAGGCUGGCCAGGAUGGAAAGGAUGGCGAUGGGCCUCUGAACCCAGAUCCAGCUGUAUUUGAGGCUGCCUUUGUGAUUGACGACGAGGAGCUGUCAAGAGAGCCCACGCCUGCGCCUACGGCCAAGGAUCAGCCGGAGAAAGACAGCCCCAUGGCAGAGGAGAAUGGCAAGAAAGAGCUCUCGGAAAAGGGAGAUGGUGAUAAAGUGCAGCCAAGCAAUCAGUCCAGCGGCAACAAUACCGAGCCCGGCGAAACUCCCAAGCCCAGCCCUUCGACCAACUCAAAAUCGGAGCUGCCUCCCGAGAUCCGAGCAAAGCUGCGCAAACUGGAGAAGCUCGAGGCUACGUAUCCAGAGCUGCUUCGAUCGUAUCGCAUAGCCCAUGGCCGGGCCACCUCGAUCGAGCCCUUUGAGCGGGCACUCCGCGAAAAUACACCGCUCACCUCCAUCAAGGACCCGGGUGCCUUGACCGAAUACCUGAACCAGCUCAGCCUCAAGGGCGACAUGGUGAUGGAAGAGCUCAAGCGUGUCUCGGCUGAAAAGGACAGCUUCAAGCAGAAGUCUGAGGCCGCCGACAAGGAAGUCGAGGCUUUGAAGCAAAAGCUGGCAGCUCUGGAAUCCGGCAAAUCUGCCGAAACGACCACAGAGGAGAGUGCGACGAGGAGCUCUGCUGAUGGCCAGAAGCCCGCGGACUCGAGCGCUCAGUCGACUGCGCCUUCUGCGGCCAAGUCGCCCGUCUCUCAAGUGCUUGGCAUCUUUUCACCCAAACAGAAGCCCCAGACUGCCCCAGAUGUAGACAAGGAGCCCGAGGAGUUCUUCUCCUACGACAGUGAGAUUCCACAACUGCAAGCUGAAGUGACUUCCAAGACCGAGGAAGUCGAGAACUUGACGCGAGAGGUCGAGACACUGCGCAGUGAGCUCGCCACCGCCAAGGAGAACAGCUCCGGCCUGCAGGCAAAUCUCGAGGAUGUCACUAGGAAGCUCAGCGAGUCGCAGGAUGCGGUUGCGGUGCAGGAGUCGCUCAAGACACAACUCGAAGCUAGAAAGACCGAGAUCGCCUCUCUGACGGACCGCCUGGACAAGACCCAGACCGAGCUACGUGACGUAGAGAAGCAGCUGGAGAAGGAAAAGGCAGCGUCUGCCGCGGCACAGAAGCAGCACGACUCGGCAUUGGCUCAAUCUGCGUCCCACAAGACGAAGCUCGAAGAUGAAGUCCGUGCCGUUCAAAAGGCGAAGGAGGCCCUCGAUAAGCAGAUUGCAGCACUGAACGGCCAGAUCGAAACUCUCAAGAAGGGCAAAUCGGACAAUGAGGCUAAAAUUGAGGAGUUGGGCAGGAAACUCCAGGCGCCGCCCACGCCAACAAGCGCGACCGCCUCGGAGAACGUGGAAGUGCCCGCGGCUGCGGGAACAAGUAGUACUGCUGCAAAGAAGAAGAACAAAAAGAAGAAGAAGGGCGGCGCUGCUUCUGCUGCUGCUGCGGCAAGUGGAGCUGCAGAUGCUACCGGCGCAGAGACUCCUGCCGCGUCCUCGCCCUCGGAAGCUCAAGGUACCGGGGAGUUGAGGGCAGAGAUCCAUCAAUUGAAAGAGCAAAUCAGCCAGAAGGACGAGCAGAUUGAGAAGCUGUCUCAGAGGAAGAAGACGGAAGAAGAUCUGCGGGAGGAGAUUGAGCACCUCGAAGAGAACUUGCUCCAUGUCGGCCAGGAGCAUGUCGAAGCCAAGGAGAAGAUCAAGAGCUUGGAGGAGGAGAAGCGGAAUCUCAAGGGGCGGAUCGCCGAACUGGAGAAGGAGCUGGCUGCCUCGACGUCAUCUGCCGAGUCCAACUCGAAGGUCCAAGAAGAGUUUGCAUCGCUGAAGCAAGAAUAUGAGGAUCUGCAGGCCAAGUCGUCGACUUUGCAGUCCGAUCUGGGAGCUGCUCAACAGCUGGCGCAGACUCGCUACAAGGACCUCACCGAAUUGCGCGAGAUUCUACAAAAGGCGCAGCCGGAGCUCAAGAGCCUACGGCAAGAGUCGGAGACUCUCAAGACGACCAAGGCAGAGCUUGCUACCAAGACCACGGAGCUACGUAGCAUGGAGAAGAGGGAGAAGGAGCUCAAGACAGAGGUCGCCAGGGCCCAGCGGCUUGCCACGGAUCGAGAAAGCGAGAUCAAGACGCUGAGGGAGAAGGUCACGGCGGAGACGAAUCAGAAGGUCAAGCUCGAAGACGAGAAGCGCGUCGCCGGUCGCGACUUGCGGCGGGCAGAGGCCGAAAAGAUCGAGCUGAGCGCCAAGGAAGAGAAGGCGACGCGCGAGCUGCAGAAGCUACAAGAUGAGCUGGCCAAGAGCCGGCCGAAGCUGAAGGAGCUCGAGGACGAGAUCACAAAGCUACGCAAGGAGCAAGAGGUGCUACGGGAGGAGGCGGAACUCAAGACGUCACAAUAUGCCAACGCGCAGAACCUGCUGGGCAGCAUGCGGGACCAGACGGCGGAGCUCAGCAUACAGCUCAAGGAGUCGCAGGGGCAGGCCGAGUCGCUCGACGAAGAGCUCAACGAGUGCCGCAAGCUGCUGGGCGAGCGGACACGCGAGGCAGAGACGAUGCGGCGGCUGCUGGCCGACGUGGACGAGCGCGCAGACUCCAAGGUGCGCGACAUGCGGGCGCGCCUAGACGCGGCUGUCGAGGAGCGGGACCGCCUGGAGGACGAGUCGAGCACGCUGGCGCGGCGCAAGGCGCGCGAGGCAGAGGAGCUCAAGACCAAGAUCCGCGACCUGGAGCGGGAGGUCAAGGCGCUGAGCGGGGAGAAGGAGGAGCUGGAGCAGCGGGAGAAGGAGUGGCGGCGCCGGCGCGAGGAGCUCGAGUCGGUGGAGGAGAAGGCCGAGGCGGAGACGGCCGAGAUGCGGUCGACGGUGUCGAGCCUGCGGACGACGCUGGACGCGUCGGAGCAGCAGGUGCGGGAUGCGGAGAAGCGCAACGCGGACCUGCGGCGGGGCCUGGACGAGCUGCGGCAGCGGUACGACAAGCUGUCGAAGGAGAGCAAGGGCCUGCAGGCGCGACUGGGAUCGUCGUUCUCGCCGGGCCCGGCCGGGUCGGGCCGGAGCUCGAUGGACUCGACGCGCUCGGGCCCGGCGGCCAACGGUGCCAGCGGCCAGGGCGGCCCCGACACGAUGUACCUCAAGACGAUUCUGCUGCAGUUCUUGGAGCAGAAGGACAACAAGCUGAGGGCGCAGCUAGUGCCGGUGCUGGGGAAGCUCUUGAAGUUUGACAGGUAG
Molecule: messenger RNA, 3438 nt
Organism: Thyridium curvatum
Lineage: Eukaryota; Fungi; Ascomycota; Sordariomycetes; Thyridiales; Thyridiaceae
Exons: 1
Coding region: 1-3438 (1145 amino acids)
Source: RefSeq, a predicted model, not a curated record